Messenger RNA from Cotesia glomerata, 1500 nucleotides. Its product is annotated as tigger transposable element-derived protein 6-like. Bases 1 to 1500 code for a protein of 499 amino acids. The record is from RefSeq and is a predicted model, not a curated record. Gene Ontology annotation, molecular function: DNA binding. Lineage: Eukaryota; Metazoa; Arthropoda; Insecta; Hymenoptera; Braconidae. Gene Ontology annotation, cellular component: nucleus. The transcript has a single exon.
AUGAGUGUAAAACGUAAACUAAAAACUCUUAGUCUCUCUGAAAAACUACGAGUGCUCGAAGCAGUGAAGACUAGUAAAAAAAAAAAGGAUGUUGCGGAACAAUUUGAUAUACCUUUAAGUACUCUUUCGACAAUAAUAAAAAAUGAAGUAGUUAUAAGGAAGAAAGUUGAGAGUGGUCAAAGUUUGUCGUGUAAAAGACGGCGAAUUUCCGAGUUUCCCGGUUUAGAAGAGUGCUUAUUAAAAUGGUUUAAACAGUGUCGUCAUGAAAAUAUAAGUAUUAGUGGACCAUUAUUACAAGAAAAGGCAGAAAUAUAUUCGACGUCUUUAGGAUUUUCUGAUUUUAGAGCAAGCAAUGGAUGGCUGGAAAAGUUUAAACGUAGGCAUGACCUUGUUUUCAAGAAAGUUUGCGGGGAAAGUGCAAGUGUAAAUGUUGCAACUUGUAAUAAAUGGACAAAUGACAGAUUGAAAGAUUUGUUACGUGAUUUUGAGCCUGAAAAUGUCUUCAAUGCUGAUGAAACAGCUUUAUUUUAUAAAUGUCUUCCCGACAAAACUCUAACUUUUAGAGAUGAUAAAUGCCAUGGUGGUAAGCAUAGCAAAGAACGCUUAACAAUUUUACUCGCUGCAAACAUGACAGGUACAGAAAAACUCUCACCUUCAGUGAUUGGGAAAUCGAAAAAACCUCGUUGUUUUUCAAAAUGCAAAUCUCUGCCAUUGAAAUAUGAAGCGAAUACUAAAGCAUGGAUGACUUCUGCAAUCUUCAGAGACUGGCUCAUAGGUAUUGACAAGAAAAUGAGUAAAGAAAAAAGAAAAAUACUACUAUUUAUAGAUAAUUGCACGGCACACAACGAUAUUCCUCAAAUGACAUCAGUAAGAGUAGAGUUUUUACCUCCAAACACCACAUCAAAAUUGCAACCGAUGGAUCAGGGCAUUAUCAAAAAUUUCAAGUCAUUAUACCGUAAAGAAGUAGUCAGGAAUAUGUUGCAAGAUUUGGAAGAAAAAAGAGAUUCUCGUAUAGAUGUAUUGCAAGCCAUGCGGAUGGCUGAUAAAGCUUGGCGAAAUGUGACUGCUACUACCAUCAAAAACUGCUUUGCUCACUGUGGAUUUUCUUCGUCAAUAAUCGAAGAAGAAGUCGAAGAUAUUUCUCUGCAACCUCCUGAAGAAUGGGAUACAGUGGCGCCUGAAAUAUGUUUCGAGGACUUUAUUACAUGUGACGAUGGAGUGAUGACUGCUGGAAUAUUAUCCGACGAAGAGAUUCUUAAUUCAGUAUCUGAGAGUAAUGAAAGAGAUGAAGAUGAGAUAGAAGAUCCAAGUAAUAUAACAUGCACUCAAUUAGUUUCGAUCAAAGAGGCUAGAAUAGCAUUAAAUACGUUACGUAAUUUUAUAGAACAAACAAGUAUCUCGGAAGAAAAAGAAUUUUCUGCUCUUUGUAUUUUAGACAAUGCAAUAGAUAAAGAACAGCCUUAUUUAAAGCAAAAAAAAAUAACUGAUUUUUUCCAAUAA